Messenger RNA from Cimex lectularius (bed bug), 1015 nucleotides. It is a transcript of the gene Tmem18, whose product is annotated as transmembrane protein 18. Bases 519 to 953 code for a protein of 144 amino acids. The transcript is spliced from 5 exons. Lineage: Eukaryota; Metazoa; Arthropoda; Insecta; Hemiptera; Cimicidae. The record is from RefSeq and is a predicted model, not a curated record. Gene Ontology annotation, cellular component: nuclear membrane.
CUUUAUGAAUUGAAAUUAUGUAAUUGUUCAUUGAAAUUGCAUCAUACAUAUUUCACAUAGCGUAACAAAAUUUUUGUGUCUUAUCAUGUAAGCAUAAAAAAGAGGGUUUAAAUCAGUGUUUGGAUGUUUGAAAUGAAGCUUCAUCUUCUUUUACCUCCAUGGGAAGGUGAAUGAAAGGUGAAUUCGAACUUGGCGCAGGACGGUCCCCACUCCGGUUUCGGACCAAUCCAGGCGGGACCUGAGCAGAAGCAGAUCGACGCAGGCCUUCAGUGUGCAGUCGGCCUUCGCUGUUUCGUCCGUCAGUCGUCAGAGACCAGUUUUCUCAAGCAGAGGACGUCGACGUUCCAACUUCUCAAGUUAUUCGGUUAAUCCUCUCGACCCCAAGCCGUUUUCCUGCUUCCGCCUUGGCCAGGGACCAUGUUCUCCUUGGUACCGAUCUCCUUUCCGAACUAAACCCCUCGACGAAAUACCGAGUGUGUGGCAGUUUUAGGACCUGAGUGUUUCCUACGUGGAUAACGAUGGGAACCAAGGAGCUGGACUUCAACGUCUGGACCGUCCUCACCAACAUCGAGUGGCACGAUCCUCUCCUGAUAGGGAUCAUCCUCUUCCACAUCGCAGUCACUCUCAUGGCACUACUGACCAGGAACCACGGCAACUUCCAGGUCCUCCUCUUUUUGACUUUGCUGUUGCUGGUCUACUUUUCUGAAAACAUAAAUGAAUUGGCUUCCCACCACUGGAUGCUUUUAUCAAAUCAGCAAUAUUUUGAUAGCAAGGGGAUGUUUAUUUCACUCAUAUUUUCAGUUCCAAUACUUCUGAACUGCAUGGUGAUGAUGGCAAGCUGGCUGUGGCAGUCGAGCGAACUUAUGGUCCAACUAAAAAGUGCACAGCUGAAACAGAAACGGGAAUUGGCACAGAAUGGUUGCAGCUCGGCUGAGUCCAAGAAGUCAAAGUGAUUGGUUUGCAAGACUGAAACAUCACAUUUUUAUGCUGACUAAUUAAUGAUUUUAACCGUUUU